AUGUCGAGUAGAAGAUCGAGGUCAAGGCAAUCAGGAGUUUCGAGGAUCAGCGAUGAUCAGAUCAAUGACCUUGUUUCCAAGUUGCAGCAGCUCCAUCCUGAGAUUCGGGAUAGGUGCUCCGACAAGGCUUCAGCUGCAAAAGUCUUGCAAGAGACGUGCAACUACAUUAGAAGCUUGCAUCGAGAAGUUGAUGAUCUAAGUGAGCGAUUGUCUGAACUUUUGGCAACAACAGACACCGCCCAAGCAGCUAUUCUUAGGAGUUUGCUCAUGCAAUAA
This is a messenger RNA of Malania oleifera, 276 nucleotides long. RefSeq names its product transcription factor PRE3-like. The record is from RefSeq and is a predicted model, not a curated record. The transcript is spliced from 2 exons. Gene Ontology annotation, molecular function: protein dimerization activity. The coding region runs from base 1 to 276 and encodes 91 amino acids. Gene Ontology annotation, biological process: regulation of DNA-templated transcription; regulation of growth. NCBI's taxonomy places the organism in Eukaryota, Viridiplantae, Streptophyta, Magnoliopsida, Santalales, Ximeniaceae.